UUGCGUGCAGGCGUAGAGCUAGCCACAUAAUGACAUGAGCGAAGUCGCUAGUGAAAGCCAGGGUCUGCAGACGAGCGACAAGCCACUUAGCCAGUGGACUGACGAUGAACUAAUUACGAUUUUGGUCGCACUGGGUAGCCCGGCCUUCCCCGUCACUCCCAGCACGCGGCCGUUUCUGGAGAAAAGAGUCGGGAAACUGCUCAAGAAACACCAGCAGCAGGAGCAAGCCUCAGUGAUUCAUAAGGAUGCAGAUGUCUCAGGAGCUGGUAGCCAAACAGAGGAGGCUAAUGAGGAUCCACUGGCGGUAGCAGGGAGCCGGGGAGUGGAAUCUACUCCACAAGACGGAGAGUUUUACUGCGUCGUGGUCGGCGGUGAAGGGACACCGGUCCAGUCCUCCCUCUCUCCCUACUACACCAACAAGUCUGAGGUCCUCAGAGCUGUGAGGAGUGUCCCGGGAGCUCGCUUCAAGAAGUUCAGCACGCGUGCCAGUGCGGAGGCCUUUUGUAGCAGCCCUGUAGACAGCAGUAGCAGGCAAACCACCCCAGGACCAAGUCUAGAAGGAAGGAGCCCAGCCACGGAACCGUCCAAUGUUGAGAAAAAACCGAACCUCUUUCCAUCACUCAAAACUGCAGAGCUGACUAAUUUCAGGAGGCUCAUUGAGGCUGGGGAUGUGACUGGGUUCACCCGCGAAGUGUGGACCAACCCUCGUUACUUGGUCAACUGUUACGGAGAUGCCCCGGAGAUUCUGCAAGUCGGAUUUCGCUACAAUGCCCUCCACUGCGCAGUGAAGGCUGGGAGGUUGGAGAUAUGCCAGGAGCUAUUGUCCAUUCUUGGUAAUGAGGAGUUCUGGAAGCUGCUCUACCCCAAUGAUUCCCCAGAGACUGUCCACCGGAGGAGGGCCCAUUUGGUGGACCUCUACCUCAACAUGCAGGACAAGAUGGCAGGAGAGACUGCACUCCACUUUGCCAGUAAACUGGGUCACCUAGAGAUUGUGAAACUCCUCCUCGCCCAGCCUUCCCUUGACCCUUCCAUCACCAACAAGUAUGAUGAGAGAGCUACAGAUAUUGCUUGUCAGAAUGCCAGGUCAUCUUCUGAUGAGGUGAAAGAAAAGGUGAAAGAACUCAUACAUGCUCCUCCCACAUACUACGUCCCAGUCCUGAGAGCUGCAGACAACUGCACACCACCCCAGCUGACUCCUCCCUGCACCAUCUCAGACUACCACCGCCACCGGGCUUCUCUCUCUGAUGACAGGGGCACCCCCGUGAUUGGCCAGGCCUUUGCUGGCCCAAUGUCCCCUGCACAGGUAGAGCAGUUGGCGGAGGAGUGUGAGGUGGGCUGGAGGGAGUACUGGGAGUUCCUGGGCUGCUACUGUGACCUCCACAAGACUGACGGACUCCAGAAGCUGGAGAUGUACCUUGUCUCCCUCUCCACCCCUCCUCCCUCUCCCUCUCUCCCCCCCUCUUCGUCCCCUCCUCUUUCUCCCCCUCCUCCUUCUCUUCCUUCUCCUCCUCCCUCUUCCCCUCUGACCACAGGCACAGGCAUGACUGAGAGUGUGAAUGUGUCCAGAGAACUAUUCCCAAGUGAUGGAAACUGUCAGGAAGAGAUGGGGGGAGGAGGGGAGGGGGUGAGGGAGGGAGGGGGUGGAAGGGAGGAUUGUGGGGGGUGUGAGGAGGGAGGGAAGGAGAGGAUGGGAAAUAUUGAGAGUGACGUGGAGUCUGUUUUGGAGGGUGUGGCUCGCCUGAGUGUUGUUGGUGGAGGGAGGGAGGAGGGAGGGGGAGGUUGUGGGUUGGAUGGUGAUAAGAUGGAAGAGGUGGAAAGUGGUGAUAGGGUGGAGAAGGGGGAGGUUGGUGAAAAGGAGAUUGGAGAUAAAGUGGAAGAGGGGAGGGUUGUUAGGGUGGAGGAAGGGGAGGAUGCUGAUAGGAUGGAAGAGGGGGAGGUUGGUAAAAAGAUGGAGGAGCAUGGUAAAAGAGGAGGUGAAAGGAGCAAUUCACCCUAUUCUGUGCCAGAGCAAGAGCCACAUAUGACACCCACCACCACUCAUAGAAAGAAGACAACGUUCCUCCUUGGGAGUGAGGCGACAAAGUUGGACCAUGACGUGUACCUGGCGGUGAGAGGUGCUCCGUGUCUGUCUUCCUAUCCUCACGUGGUGGACUGGGUCCACAGAAUAAAGGGCUUCUCAGAACACACACAGAAUAGCUGGAGGACCCCGAGGUCAGUUCUGAGGCCAUCGUCUCUGUCAGGCUCUGGUGGGAACCAACACGGCAGUCCUCUCCUGGUCACCAGUCCCCCACGCUCCCCCCUCCCCCGUCCUCCCAUCCUCCCCUCCCAACACUCUUCCCCUCACCGUCUCCACACCAGCACCCUCUCCCCGCGACGUCACUUCUCCCCACUCCACCACAGUCUCAAUGCCAGCAGCAGUGCCACGCCCUCAAGACUCCGUAGAUCAGUCACCCCCAGACCAAGACAGGAGGCAGAAACCUGA
Molecule: messenger RNA, 2482 nt
Organism: Geodia barretti
Lineage: Eukaryota; Metazoa; Porifera; Demospongiae; Tetractinellida; Geodiidae
Source: the annotation of a GenBank genome assembly